Molecule: messenger RNA, 480 nt
Organism: Macrosiphum euphorbiae (potato aphid)
Lineage: Eukaryota; Metazoa; Arthropoda; Insecta; Hemiptera; Aphididae
Source: the annotation of a GenBank genome assembly
AUGAAACAAGAAGAUGACUUUAAGAACAUAAUUCAUGAUAUUGGAUGUGAUCCUUUUUACUUACAUUACCAUUGUGCUGAUCAAAUCCAAAUCUAUAGGAACUACUGUAAAGGAUCAAGACCCAGACUGAUCAUUGAUGAUACAGGUUCGGUUGUGAAGAAGUUCUUAAAGUUGAGCAAGCAAAAAACAAGCUCAAUCUUUCUGUAUGAAGGAUUGGUCUAUGAUUCACAAAAUAAAUGUAGUUUUACAGUUACCAAUAUGUUGAGUGAGCGGCAUAACAGUUUGGCCCUUUAUAAUUGGUUAUCCCGUUGGAUCAAUUGUGAUGUUCCAAGACCCAAAGAAGCUGUAUGUGAUCAAUCAAUGGCAUUGCUUUCUGCCAUUGCAAAAAGUUUUACACAAUAUUCGACGCUACAGGACUACAUCAUAAUUUGUGCAGGCCCGGUGUUAGGAGGGUGGAAUACCCCCCCCACCAACGAAUAA